AUUGAACUGCACUCAACUCACUUGCAAGCUUUUGAAAGAAAGAUAUGAGCGACAUGCUAGAAGAAGAUGACAACAUUAGCCUUGGAGAGUCAGAGCCUGGUAUAGACACAGCUGCCGAGCGCCCCCGCUUCAUGCUUUCUCUAUGGAAUGAAAAUACCCCCUCGCCCCUCGCCAACGCUGUGACAACCUUGGGACGGGAUGGGCAAAGUCUAUCUCCAAGGCCCCAAACGCCCCUUGAAUCCCGACGACAUCAAUCAGAUGACGACGACAUCAGCAUUUGUACCCUAAAUGACCGGGGCUAUGCAGCUGCUGAGAUGGCAUUCGACCAGAACACUUCCUCAAUUCGUCAGAACCAUGAUUCAGUCGCAGCAGCUGAGUCGGACCUUAGCCUAAUAGGUUCUCACUUGCAAUACAAAGAAGCGACGACGAAGAAAAUCUCAAUUGUUAAAUCGCUGGGACGGGAUGUGUACGGGUCACUCGAAUACUUUGCUGGGAGACCUCAAGGAUCACAGUGGUUGCCAGUCAAUCAUCUUUUCAGGAUUGUCACCAAAGAAUCCGUCUUCCAAGCAUUAAAGGAAUCAAUUCCCGAAAACUCGGAGCUUCGCGAAGCAGAUUUGAGGAGAUGUGCAGAAGCUGUGUGUCCUCCAAGUGGUCCAGAGAAUAACGCCAAGGUGGGAUCCAGAAGCGUAUUCGCAAUUCUCACGCUUUUAGAAAAGGUAGGAGAAAUUCGGCAAUUCAUUGAACUCGAUCUCUCGGACGACAACUUGCCAUUUGUGCCAGAUCCAAAUCAACCUAGUCCAGAUGGACAAUUGUUCCCAAAAGGCUUCGAUGAUGAUCUCAAGAAACGAACAUUCGGCAGCCAAUGGUCCCUCGGAGAAUGGGGUGCAUUCGAGAGAUACCAAAGAACAAUGCGAUCCCCCUAUUUUGCAAUUGGUCUCAGCGACAAGGACAGAGGGAUACCUCAUUACGAGUUGGAGCCCGACACAGUUCUGCCCUUCAUCGCAGAAUCUUCAAAUACGUCAUCUGUUGUGACAUCGAACAGUCACGUGCGGCGAGUACAGAUUCAUAUGCACCAUCACGCAAUGCACAAGGGUGUUGCCAGUGGAAACCCAUUCUUUGCCGUCAAGGAAUUACUUGCUGGAUCUGAUAAUAAGAAGAAGUUCAGCCGCGAGAAGAAUUUUCGCGAAGAGGUGCGCGCUUGGGCAAAGACGGUUGGCCUAUCAAGUCAUGACCACGUCAUCAAGCUUCUCGCAACUUGGAGAAAAGGAGACAGUUGGAAUAUGCUGUUCCCAUGGGCCAGAAGCAACCUGAAAGACUACUGGGAGCAAAAUCGCCCAGAAAGGUCGCCGGAGUUUGUACACUGGAUUUCCACGCAAUGCCGAGGCCUCGUCGAAGGUCUCAAGAAGAUCCACAGGAGCCCUUCAGAUUUUGCAGAAGAGUUUGGAAUCCAUGGAGAUAUCAAGCCCGAGAACAUCCUAAUUUUCGAUCACAGCUCAAAUCCAUACGGAAUAAUGGUAAUUAGCGACUUUGGCUAUACGCGCUUUCACGGGAUAAACACGCGGUCGAACGCUCCUGCGAUAGGCUAUAGUCCGACUCACAGAGCACCAGAACUUAAUCUUCAAGAACCUACUACUAUCUCCAGGUCGUACGACAUAUGGACUUUUGGCUGUGUAUUCCUCGAGUUCAUCACCUGGUACUUGAAGGGACCCCAUGGAAUUAGGGAUUUUGUGGGUUGUCGAACGGCAGAUGACACAGGUGCACCAGCAGGUUUCAAGGAGGAUAAGUUCUUCAUUCACAGCAAUAUUGAAAAUAAUGGAGAGAAAGAGCCAGUACUGAAACCAUCAGUCAACAAAUGGAUAAACCACUUAAGAAAACAACCCUACUGUGGUGGCUACUUCAGAGACUUCCUGGACCUCAUUGUCAAGGAUCUUCUGCAGCCUAUACCCAAGGAUCGAGAAAGUUGCGCCAAGAUCGCCAAGCAACUUAAGGAACUGGAGGAUAAGUGCAAACCCGAACCGUCUGAGUAUCUGAUGGGCCAAGGUUGUGCAACGACAAGCUCUCGUCCCACGUCAAGCACGAAUCACCAGUCUAGUCAGAAAAAGGCUGUCUACAAUGCACGAGCAUAUUCUCCAGUACCAGGAUCCUUCUGUGACGAGACUUGGGGUCCCAAAAGCGAUCGUGGGUCACUCAACUGUGCAUCACAUGGAGAGAUGAACAAUAUUGCAGCUGUCCUCUCCAGGGAUAGCCCCCCACACACUCCACAGAAGAUGGGUCAGGAAAGUCAUCAGUCGCAAAGCAGUAGUCCUCGUAUGGAGCUGCAGGGCCAGCCAACUGAGCGAACGCCACUCAUUGCAUCAAUCACGAAGCCAUGCUCCUGCUUGGGCGAAGAUUCUCAUGCAACAAUAUCAGGGGCCCAGCCUUCAAGAGAGGCUAGUGAGAGUAGCACUCGUUUGAGAAGUCAUGAUGGGCCUUUCAAGCCCCAUGAAAUGACUGCAGAUCCCCGUACACGGAACGAAGCAUUGAGUACAAGAGACCUAGCUCUUUUCUGUCUGUCUACAGUGAUGGACAUUGGUGUGGGUUGAAGGACGUAUUUCAAUGUUGCUUUGCGUCUUCAGAAGACACUAGAUUUUCGCGAGACAGCUAGAUCUCCAUUCAGGGCUGAGGCGCGAAUGAUGUCCAGUGUCUUUGUCUGGGUUUGGCACUUCGCACAUCAGGUCCGAUGACUUUUAUAGGG
Molecule: messenger RNA, 2734 nt
Organism: Colletotrichum phormii
Lineage: Eukaryota; Fungi; Ascomycota; Sordariomycetes; Glomerellales; Glomerellaceae
Product: kinase-like domain-containing protein
Exons: 5
Coding region: 45-2582 (845 amino acids)
Biological process (GO): peptidyl-threonine phosphorylation; peptidyl-serine phosphorylation
Molecular function (GO): ATP binding; protein serine/threonine kinase activity
Source: RefSeq, a predicted model, not a curated record